AUGCCGGGGCGGGACAAAGUCUCUGACGUUUCAGCUCAACGCAACAUCAGACGUGCAGCCUCGUUCUACGGAGAUGGCUUUGUGCACUUGAAAACAGAGGAGUCAUCCAGCCGAACUUCUCUUCAUGUGCGCUUUCGGACCAACAGGCCCACUGGGCUGCUUUUCUUGGCUGCUGGGGAGACAGACUUCCUCUGGGUGGAGUUGCACUCUGGACUCAUUCAGGUGCGGAUGGACUUGGGAUCUGGGGAGGGCAUACUUCAAUCUGAGAUAGGAAUUCAGUUGAAUGACCUGGCGUGGCACUCCAUUGAACUUCAGCACGAGAGGCAUAAUGUCACUCUAACCGUGGACAAAUAUUCCUAUACCAGUCUUACAAUGCCAGGAUCUGAUGUAGAACUCAGUGUUCAAGAAGGGCUUUUUGUUGGUGGGAUUUGGGGUCUAGACAAACCCUACAUCUCCAGGGAGCAGAUUAACUUUGGCUUCCGUGGCUGCCUGGAUGAAGUGCUCUUCAAUCAACACAAUCUCCUCUCUUCCCUCAGACCCUACUCUGGUUACAAAAGUGUCAAUGAGGUUUCAUUGGGCUGCAGCCCUCAGUUCUCUGCAACUGUGGAAGAUCCCAUUAGCUUCUUCAGUUCCAAGGCUUAUAUGUCCCUGCCUCUGUGGGAAUCCUCUCAGGAUGGCAUGUUUGAGUUUAAAAUGCACACAUUAACUGAAGAGGGGAUCCUCCUAUACAGCUCUGCAGGCCAAGGGGACUAUGUUGCCAUGGAGCUACGGGAAGGUCGUCUGGUGGCUGUGGUUGGAAAAGAUGGGACCAAAACUACGUUACACUCCCUAGUGACAGUUAAUGAUGGUAGAUGGCACUCUGUAAAGCUCCAUUUGUUCCCAAGAAGCCUUCUGUUAACUGUAGGCCAGGAGAUCCUCAAUUCAAGCUUUGGGACCCGAUCUAGGGCCCUCAAGCUCAAUGGGCCUCUCUUUCUGGGUGGUGUUGAUGUCAUCACACGCACAGAAGCCCAGAAGAAUGGGCUACUCUCUGCAGUCGGAAAACGCAUUGGUGGUGGAUCCUUCAAAGGCUGUUUGAGGAAUAUCAGACUCAAUGAUCAAAGGAAAGGUUUGCCUAAUGCCUUGGUCACAAAAGAUAUAUCAGUGGGUUGUGAGCCAGAGAGAGACUCUGAACCCACCACCAUAAUGACUCCAACAGCUCCUCCCUCAUAUACCCCAGAUUCGGAUGAUCAGCUGUCUGGACAGGACAGGAAGAGGUUCCAGAACUUCUUACUGCUCAGAGAUUUAGUUGUCCCUGAAGGAGGAAGGGCACCCCUGGGGUCCACACACAUUACGUUGAACCUGGAUUUCCGGAAACUCGGGAUUCGUCAGUCUCAGAUCAUGUUUCGCAUUGAGGAACAGCCAGUCCAUGGACAGCUUAGGUUGGAUGUUGAUGCAGACCAGGAGAACACUUUCGGUGUGCUGGACCUUUGGCAUGGCAGGGUCAUGUAUGUUCAUGGAGGAUCAGAGGACCCUCUUGAUUUCUUCAUGUUCUCCAUCUUCACCAGUAGCAAGAAGGAAGUACCUGCCUACCUGAAGGGGAAUCGGCUACACAGGUUCAAUAUUAGCAUCACACCCAUCAAUGAUGCUCCGGAGAUCAGUCUCCCAGAGGGUAGUCUCUUUGUUGUGCCAGAGAAUUCCAAGCGGCGCCUCAACACAGACAUGUUGAGGGUCACUGACCCUGACAGUAAUUCCUCAGACCUAGUGUUUUCUGUGUUGGCCAACCUGAAUGCUGACUCAGGGUUUCUGGAAACUGAAGACCGCCCUGGUCAGCCUGUGAUAUCAUUCUCCUACCAUGACCUUGAACAGGGGAAAGUAAGCUAUGUUCACACGGGAAUCAGGAACUCCAGGAUGGCUAUUAGGGUGAGUGAUGGGGACAAGGUGAGCAACACAGUGGUAUUUAGGAUAAUGGCUGUUCCAUUGGAUUACAAUGUUGUUAACAAUACUGGUGUGGAUGUAAUUCAAGGUGGAGCUGCAGUCAUUGGAAACAAGCAUCUGGCUGUUCAGGUGAAUGUUGUUAAACAAGCAGUGGACAUUCGCUAUGAUGUCACACAUCCGCCUACAUAUGGUGAGCUACAACGGCUGCAUUCCAGUGGAGAAUGGAAGCAAACCAGCACAUUUACACAGAAGCUUCUGGAAAAGGAGCGUCUCAGAUACCUUAGCACAUACCAGGGAACAGAUUUAAGCAAUGUUACAGACAGUUUUAAAUGCCGGAUCACCAUCGGCUCAGUUGCAACCGAUGAGCUUCUUUUUCCAGUCAGAGUGCGGUGGAUUCUCUACAAAGUCACUAGAAAUAAAAUGGAAGUCUUUGGAGACCACAAAGUUACAUUAACUCCCCAGGAAUUGCGUGUUGUCAUGAAGGGUGUGAGACUCUCCGAGAGUGACGUAUACUUCCGUAUACUGAAAUUGCCUAAGAAAGGAAACUUGUUGCUCAACAAUAAGAUCCUAAAGGAAAAUUCUACAUUCAGCCAAAAGAAUGUCACAGAUCUCAAAGUCCAAUAUGAGCUUGUAAAUACUCCACAAGACAGCACAAGAGACACAUUUAGUUUCCAGGUGUUCUCUAAAUAUGCCUGUUCAGGGAGCCAUGAUUUCAGAAUCAGCAUCAAAACAGAUCUACAUAAUAUAAUCUUAACAAGUCAUGGACUAUCUCUGAUGGAGGGGGAGAGCAAGGUCAUCACAAAAGCCAUGCUAUUUGCAGAGACACAGAGUUCCACAGCAGCACUCUACACAAUUAUUAGCAGUCCCAAACAUGGAAAGAUCAUGAGGAUAAACUUAUCCAAUUCAACUACCAACAAUGACAACAUAAUGACAUUCACUAAUCAGGACAUUACAGAGGAGCGCAUCUUGUAUGUCCAUGAUGACAGUGAAACUACACAGGAUUCAUUCAGAUUCCUUGCAUCUGUCUCAUCAGUGAAAGAUAAGAUGUUAUCCUUAGAAGGAAGCUUCAACAUCUCCAUACAGUUAGUAAAUGAUGAGAAACCUGUUCGUGUUGUUGACAAAGUUUUCCAUGUAGUUCGUAAUGGGCAGAGACUGUUAACACUUGAAGACCUGUGUUACCAUGAUGCUGACUCAGACUUUGAUGAUGCUCAGCUGCUUUAUACUCGGCGCGGAAUUCCCAUGGGUGAACUAGUACUGGUCAAUGACACCUCUCAGAAGCUCUAUCAGUUUCGUCAAAGGGACAUGGCGGAGAAGAGGGUGCUCUUCACCCACAAAGGGGUCAGCUUUGGUCGUUUUGUCCUGUUUGUAUCAGAUGGGAAACAUUACACAUCCACUCUCUUGGAGGUCAGUGCUCAGGACCCUUAUAUCAGGGUGGACAACAACACUGGACUGCAUGUUCAGAAAGGCUUUGAAGCUGUGAUAGCAUCAACCAAUUUAAGCGUCAUCACCAACAUGGAUGUCCGAAAUGAUGAGGAGGUGGUCUUUGAGCUCUUCAUCAGCCCUAUGUAUGGGGGUCUUUAUCACAAAGGAGUGAUGAUUGAUUCUUUUACACAGCAUGACCUGAAGACUGGGCAAGUGGUGUACCGUCAUGAUGACAGCAAGAAUCUGGCAGAUUCCUUUAACUUAACUGUGAAAGUUAAGGAGGUGCAUCUAGACAUAAGUGUAGCUGUGAGCGUUUAUCUGGAAGACCACCAGCGUCCUCCCAGAAUUAUUCGCAACAACCUAAUCCUGGUUGAAGAGGGCAAACCUGUUAAGAUCCAUAAAAAAGACCUCAAGGUUAUGCAUCAGAAUAACACACCCUCUGAGAUUGUAUAUUCGGUGAAGGUGGGCCCCACUCAUGGUUACCUGCGGCAUUCUAUGGACGAGGAGGAGCACUACCAGGGCACUCCUGAGAAACCUGUCCAGAGCUUUUCACAGGCAGAGAUCAAUGCUGGACACAUCCAGUAUGUGCAAGUGGCUCCUGGAUGUACCAAUGACUCUUUCAUAGUGGACAUCACGAACAGGAUAACAGAGAUCAAGGAUGUCAUGGUUGCUGUGGAUAUUAUUCCUCUACGUAUUCCAAUAGAGGUUUCCAACCUGACUUUGAAGGAGGGAUCCUCUAUGGCUUUAAACAAGGACAUCAUCAAGGUCACUAGCCAUCACUUUUCAGGAUUUGACUUCUUAUACCACUUAACAGAAGCACCACUUCAUGGCCACAUUGAGCACUCCCGAAUCCCUGGUGUUCCAAUUCCAUCUUUCACUAGGAUGCAGGCUGAGCAAGACUUUAUAUACUAUGUCCAUGAUGGCAGCGAAACCACAGCUGAUAACUUCACCCUGAUUGCCAAUGACACAGAUCUGGGGAAACACAGUUUGCCCUAUGUGUUGUUUAUCAACAUAACACCUGUUAACGAUGAGGCCCCAGUCAUCACCGUUAAUAGGAUCCUCAGGGUAUGGGUUGGUUCCGUCACAGAAAUCACCACAGAGGAGCUUAAUGCUGAGGAUCCAGACACCCUGCCAGAAAGCAUAGAGUUCAUUGUCACUCCACCCAGCAAUGGUCACUUGGCUCUGAAAAGUGCUCCCUCCAGACCUGUCCUGAAUUUUACUCAAGCACACAUCCUACAGGGCCAACUGGUAUUUGUGCAUACUGGUGCCAUGUCAGGUGGAUUUCACUUCCAGGUCAAUGAUGGUGUAAACUUUGCUGCAAGGCAAACCUUUAGCAUCAUAGCCCAAGCUCUGGUGCUCAGUCUGGAGAAGAACCGUGAGCUGAGGGUGUACCCAGGUUCUUCACAGGUUCUCUCUGAUGAGGAGCUGCUUGUGGUCAGCAAUGAUUAUAAUGACAUCACAGGGAACCGCACAAUCAUCUACACCAUCACAUCUCCACCAAAGUUGGGCAGAUUGGUUUGGAGAAAAGAUGACAACUCUUCAGAGGAGAUAUUCACCUUCACUCAAAACAUGGUGGAUGAAGGUGUGGUCAUAUACGAACAAAGCCAUACAGACUCCAUUGGAUGGACAGCAAUUGACUCCUUUACCUUCACUGUCUCAUCUCCACCUACCUCCCUCCCAGCUCAUACAUUUAAUAUCCACAUCUCCUAUGAGAACACUGGCCCAGAGCACAGAACUGCCCUUCUCUUAAACACCGGUGCUGUUGUGACUGAAGGUGGCAGAGUAAAAAUUGGCAAGUCACACCUGGAUGCCACUAACUUGUUAAGAAAGGUGGCUGACUCGCAGAAAAACUCUUAUGAGAUCUGGUAUGGAGUCACUUCCCUUCCCCACCAUGGUAUCAUUCUUGUGGGUGAGCAAAACUUGACUCAGGAGAAACCCAACUUUUCCCAGUCCUUUCUGGACAAGUAUGGGAUCACAUAUGUGCAUGAUGACUCUGAGACCAAGUCUGAUCAUUUCACCAUUGAUGUUUGGUUGAACCCCAGAGGCAAGCCAGCUCAGUGGCCUAUGGACUCAAGUGAAGUGGUAACCGAGUCUUUUAGCAUUACGGUCACACCAGUGAAUGAUCAACCUCCUAAGCUCAAGACCAGAACACCAAGUCUAAGGGUAGUCCAAGGAGACAUCGUCACUCUGAGCCCUAAGAACCUUCAUGUAGAAGACCAGGACACCCCACCGGAGGAGAUACUCUACACUGUGAUCAGUAAACCAAACAAUGGUUUCUUGGCCCUGGAGGGCCGGCUUAAUGAGUCUACUCAGAACUUCACCCAGGCUGAUGUUGACAAUGGGAAGUUGUACUUUGUCCAGGAAGGGCAAGUCUCUACAGGAGUGUUCUAUUUAAGUGUGACAGAUGGAGCCCAUCGUCCUCUCUAUAAGCUCCUCAACGUGGAGGUAAUGGAACCCACCAUUACUAUCGCCAAUAACACUGGCCUUACUCUUCUGCAAGGUCAGACUACAACAACUCUGAUACUGGAGCACUUGGCAGCAGUCACCAACGAGAGAAAUACCACCAUCAGGUAUCAAGUAACAGUGCCACCAAGUCAUGGCAUGUUGAUGAUUGAAGGUCAGCAGGUUACACAGUUUGACCAGGAAGACCUUAGGUUAGGUAAAGUGUCCUAUCAUAUGACUGAACUCACCUCCCCUAAUGAUAGCUUUAAGUUUACUGCGUUUACCUCUAAGAGCAACCUUACUACUCAGGUUGUCAACAUUACAGUCAGGCCACUGAUCCACCUGAGGAGGUAUGUCAGAAUCCCAGAAGGAAUAGCUGUGAAACUGAGAAAGGAUGUUCUCAAUGCAACAAAGCUGGCUUCUGUAACUGAAAGUGACCCCAUCUUUGAGAUCAUUGUUCCUCCAAAACAUGGCAGAUUAGUUAAUGUCACAUUUGGCCUUCGUGGGACAUCACAGUCUGUGAAGACCUUCUCCUUCCGUGACAUAGAGGAGGGUAGAGUAGCUAUUGUAGAGAAUAUAAAUGUGACAGCCAUACAUGGCAACACAAUCACAACAAGACAAAACAUAACUGUACCCCACGUGCUUAACGAUUCCUUUGUCUUCCUCUUGAAAGCAGAAAAUGUUCAACCUGCCAUAGGUGAGUUUGUGUUCAUAGUUAUGCCAUAUGACCCUGUGACAGGGAAGCACAUCAUUAUCGAGGGCCCAAUGCAAACAACCAGGUCACCAGCAUUCAACAGAACUACUAAUGCUAUCUCGCCAUUACAUACUCAGUCACACACAAAUACCAUGAAGCCACCAAAGACCCAUACAAAAUUCAGAACCAGGAACCGCUGGGGGAAUCACACGCGGGGUAGAUCUAUGAUCCCAACUGUGCCUCGGACGACCUCAACAGGCAAAGAGGAUAUGCACCCUGGUAAAAACACUCCUGUUAGGAUGGAGUCUCUCCCAAGGCCCGCAUCUGACCCAUUAUUAAUAAUUCUGCCACUCCUUGCCUGCCUAGCACUUAUUAUCAUUUUGGUGGUUUUGAUCCUGGUCUUUAGGCACCGCAGGGAGAAGAGGGCCCAACCUACUAUGAUCCACAAUCUGUCUGAAAGCCAUGGGGAAGACUUGGUGUCUAGGGGUGCCUACCUAGGUCAGCCUGAGAGAAGCCUCACUGUUCCGUCUGUUAUUGUAACCCCUUUAACCCCCAGUUGCCCUGGUAGCCCUGUUUUAGAGGUGGCACAUGGUCCAACCCUGAUGCGAGCUAUCACACCUCCUGACUCUCCACUGCUCCUCUGCCCCUGGAAACCUGUUGACCCAGAAACAGUUCGACAAUGCCAGUCAGCUACCCCACCUCUCAGACAAAAUCAAUACUGGGUUUAA
Messenger RNA from Chanos chanos (milkfish), 7200 nucleotides. Its product is annotated as chondroitin sulfate proteoglycan 4-like. The transcript has 10 exons. Lineage: Eukaryota; Metazoa; Chordata; Actinopteri; Gonorynchiformes; Chanidae. Gene Ontology annotation, biological process: anatomical structure morphogenesis. The coding region runs from base 1 to 7200 and encodes 2399 amino acids. The record is from RefSeq and is a predicted model, not a curated record.